Westerdykella ornata is the source of this 1773-nucleotide messenger RNA. RefSeq lists its product as uncharacterized. The record is from RefSeq and is a predicted model, not a curated record. Lineage: Eukaryota; Fungi; Ascomycota; Dothideomycetes; Pleosporales; Sporormiaceae. Bases 309 to 1472 code for a protein of 387 amino acids. The transcript has a single exon.
GGAUUGCAGCCCAGCCAGCACAGCCAUUCGAUCUGACAUCAUUUCCAAGGUUCUCAGCUCUCACCACGUGCUCUGACGCUUCGUAGCUGGGCACUUUUCGGCUCGGGAGUUUCCAUGUAUCGCCCAACCGUUGCAACCAACCAGCCACCCUCCCUCAGCCAAGCUGACGGAUCUCGCUGUUACCCUCCUCAGCUCUCCAACAUGCGUGGCGUAAGCACAAGUUUAUCACGCCUCCUCAAACCCUCCAACCUCUCCGUCUGGACCGCCAGACCAUCUAAACCAUCAAUAUCGCUUCCUCAACCGCCAGGAUGAUGCGCAAGAAGAUCAACUACACCAACGUCACGCCCAUCCCAUCCUUCAUACCCCGCCAACUCGCUAUCGACAUCCUUCACAGCCAUGGCGAGAUCAUCGAGCUGAACCCGCUGGUCAUUGGCUUCGAGCCCAUCAAAGCCCCGCGCGAUGCGCCCGCCGACGAAUUCUACUCGACGUGGUACGAGAUAUCGGAGCGCAUACAGUAUAUCCCAGGUGUGGGCAAGCUUGGAUCAGGAAAGAUCAAGUUCAAGGGUUGUUUUCACGACAUGCCAUGGGGACUGCAGACACACAUAUACGCGCCUGCGGGUGUGGACUUGAGGAACAAGUGGCAGAUCUGUGGAAACCAGCCUGGCGAGCCGCCGGAGGCCCGUGAAUUGGGGAUAGAUGCUCCUGCGGAAGGACUCUAUCUGCGUGAGGACAUUCAGAUCACCUGCAAUGUGACCAUGGUCGGAUUUGUGAAGAAGGAGACAAAGGCCGCUUCAAAAGUCCUCGUGGAGAGGCUGAUCAAGAAGGCCGAGCUGCUGGAUGCGGGCGUGCUGCAUGCGAUGAUGGAGGACGGGAAGCUGAAAACGAUCAAUCCGGCUGAUCGUAGAGAAUCCCAUGGCCGACCUCAGUCUGCGAGUAGUCAAGCACGCUUUCCAACGGCUUCGCCCAGCUUGCCAUAUAAGAUUCCCACGUCUCCCCGGCAGGGAACGUUUUCCCAAACACAGCCGGCGGAGCCUGCUCACAACGAAAUCGUCAUGGAGCUACCGGGUGACUUCUAUUACCCACAAUCCUCUCCUACCCACUUGAUCCCCGACAACCGAUACGGAGCACAUUCAGACACUGGCAAGCCCUCGCCGGACCCAUCCAAUGGCAGGUGGUCACACGCUUCGAACCAGAGUUCGAUUAGCUCGCGUCCCAGCUCUUACGCAUCUGAUGGCUUCCGGUCCCCAGGCCCAGAUCAGAAAGGCUUCGCGAGCGAGCUUCCAACGAUGCAGGAGACUCGGGAAGAGCAUGAAGAUGCCCGCAAGAGACUCAAAGGCGAGCCCUAUCCGGAAGAUCGAAAGUACAGAUAUAAUCCUCAAGAUUUCGUGAACCUAAAUCCCCAGCCCUAUGCACAGGCCCCGCUUUACGGACAGACCGGGUCGUAUUCGCACUACGCUCAACAUGAAAGAUGAUUUUCCAACCCUGGUUUCGGUCUCUUCAUUCCCAGCAGCGCGGCGUUGUUUGGCGACUUGUUCUACUUUCACGACUGAUGAUCCUAGUCUUGAUUUAAUUGCUUUCAUCCAGGGUGGUUGUUAUGGCACUGGCAAGCGAUGUUUUCGAAAUACCUUUAUGACUCGUUUACUUGUACGACCGUAGACUGUAGCAGCGAAGUGUCGCUUCCCGGAGUUCUGUCUCAAUCGGAAUGCUUCAUUUAAUAGCGCUCAACACUUUUGCUGGACCUCGAUUACCUUCCAAUAUGGGACUGCAUUGGAC